Dunckerocampus dactyliophorus (ringed pipefish) is the source of this 4074-nucleotide messenger RNA. RefSeq names its product integrin alpha-D. The transcript is spliced from 30 exons. Bases 33 to 3593 code for a protein of 1186 amino acids. Gene Ontology annotation, molecular function: integrin binding. Gene Ontology annotation, biological process: cell adhesion mediated by integrin; cell-matrix adhesion; integrin-mediated signaling pathway. Gene Ontology annotation, cellular component: integrin complex; external side of plasma membrane. NCBI's taxonomy places the organism in Eukaryota, Metazoa, Chordata, Actinopteri, Syngnathiformes, Syngnathidae. The record is from RefSeq and is a predicted model, not a curated record.
CGCCUUUCUCCUUGACAAGGGUGCUGUGAAAAAUGCGUGUUCAGCUUGCCGUCUUCCUGUUCGUGCUGUCUUCUGCUCCGCCUGCGUUUUAUGCAUUCAACGUUGACACCGCAAACCCUGACAUCUACAAUGGGGAGCGAAGCGCUUUCUUUGGGUACAAGGUGCUUCAGUUUGCGUCUGGCUCCGAGAAGGGGAUACUUGUCACUGCACCGCUGCAGAACAAUGGAUCUGGGGGAGUUUGCAAACCAGAGCACAACCAAGACAACAAGUGCUUCCACCCUGCAGGACUUUCCCUCAAAGACGACGGCGUACAAACCAAGCACCUUGGACUGUCCAUCGCUGAAGAUGCCGCACGUUCUCAAUUUACCGUUUGCAGCCCUUAUGUAGCUCACGAAUGUUACGACAACUCCUACCUGAACAGUGUGUGCUACGAGAUGACGCAGGAUCUUCAGGAAAUAUCCUCCUUCAAACCCAUUUUCCAAGAAUGCAGAAAGAAGAGCGUAGAGCUCGUCUUUCUUUUUGAUGGAUCCGGGAGUAUGGAUGAGGAUGAUUUUAGAAAAAACAAAGACUUUAUAAAGGAUGUCAUGGACAACCUCAGGAACACAUCCAUCAAGUUUGCAGCAGUUCAGUUCGCCACAUAUUUUAGGACAGUCUUUGAUUUCACCGACUAUCUCAAUGGGAGCGCUCGGCAAAAACUUGAUGAAGAACCACACAUGUUGGACCUCACCAAUACCCACGAAGCCCUGGCAUUCGUUUUGAAAAACCUCUUUGAAAACAGACAAGCAGGUGCCUCAGCCGACGCGAGGAAAGUUCUGGUCCUGAUCACAGACGGAGAACCCAGUGACAGUGAUGACGAGAUUAUUAACACGUAUAACGCAGCACGCAUCAUUCGAUUUGUCAUUGGGGUGAAAGACGUCAGCCUGGAUAAAGUCAAGGCUCUUGCCUCAGACCCCAAAGACAAAUAUGCCUUUAAAAUUGAGCAGUAUGACGGACUCAGAGAAUUACUGGAAAAUUUUCAAAAACACAUCUUCAGCAUGGAAGGAGACACCAAAGUUGCUCGGGCAGAAGACAUGACCGAUGAGAUGUCCCAGAGCGGAUUCAGUGCUGCAUUCUACAAGGACACGUUGAUCCUGGGUUCAGUGGGGUCAAACAGCUGGCGUGGUGCUCUGUACGAACGUCGUGGUCAAACAGACACACGGAUUCAAGAUUCACACAUGCAGAUGGACUCUUACAUGGGAUACUCUGUUUCUGUGGGACAGAUGAACAACGUUCCUCUAUAUUUCGCGGGUGCUCCAAGAUUUCAGCACACGGGACAAGUACUACUCUUCAGACACAACGGGAGCAGCUGGGAGGCAAGCCAAAGAAUAAAUGGGGAUCAGAUUGGUUCCUACUUUGGGGCCGAGCUGUGCACAUUGGAUGUGGACUCAGACGGUAACAGCGACUUCCUCCUGGUGGGAGCGCCAUUGUUUUACCACCCUCAGGAGAGGUCUGAGGGACGGCUCUACGUUUACACGCUGACGGAUGAGAUCCUGCUGAGGAGGGAAAUGAACAUGACCGCAGUGUCCAUGGGGAGGUUCGGCUCCAGCAUUGCUAGUCUUGCAGAUCUCAACGGAGAUAGACUCAGAGAUGUUGCAGUCGGGGCCCCUCUUGAAGACUCUAAUGCGGGGGCAGUGUACAUCUUUCUUGGGGACAGGCAAAGAGGGAUACGCAGCAUUUUUAGUCAGAGAAUCAUGGGCCAGAAAAUAAAGCCUGGGAUCAGAUUCUUUGGACAGGCCAUCAGUGGAAGCAUAGACCUUGGAGAUGAUGGUCUCCCAGACCUGGUGAUUGGAUCGUAUGGGACCGCUGUUGUCCUCAGGUCCAGGCCGGUUGUGAGUGUGAGGGCUCGUCUGUCUUUUAAACCUAAGGAGAUUAGUGUUGACCAAAUCGACUGCUCAGUCAACACAGACCUGAUUUUACCAAUGGUUACCUUAAAUGUCUGCUUCGAUAUGAUGGAAACAACAACUACAGCAGGAGCAAUGAAGGCUGGAUUGAACAUUUCAUACACACUCAACGUGGAUCCAAUGAGACAAUCACAUCGAGGUUUCUUCAGGGACAGGAAAACCAGGAGUCUUUCUUUCACGUAUGAACUGCUGAAUGAGGAAACAUGCUUCCAGUACUUCAUCAACAUGACAAAAUGUGUGAAAGACACGCUGUCGCCCGUCAGCAUCAAAUUAAACUUCUCCCAGGAGGACAGUCAGAGUGCAGGCACUGUCCUCAACGUGGACGGAAAAACACAAGCUGUGGCUGAGGUUCCUUUUGAAAGGCAGUGUCGAAAAAACGACACCUGCAUUGCUGAAAUCGAGAUGGAUUUUGGAUUAUUGAGCCCAACGUUACUGGUUGCUGAAGAUAACUACUUUAACAUGUCUGUUACAAUAUCUAAUCACGGUGACGACUCUUACAACACCAGCCUUACAUUCUACUAUCCUCCGGGACUCUCCUUCUCCAGCAUGCACCAGAUUAUGACACAGGCCACAAGACGGACGCUCUACAACUGCGAUGAUAUGGAAGGAGUAACUGACAAAACCAUAUGUGGUAUCAGCCUUCCUGUGUAUCGCAGCAGAUCAUCAGCAACAUUUCAAACUUGGUUCCACAUAAUCACAGAUUAUGAGUGGAAUGACACAACUCAGAUUGGUGUCACUGGUCAAAGCGAUAACAACAAUGGCUCUGUGGCUGCGCUGACCAAAAGGCUCCCAGUACAAUUUGAAAUUAAAAUGGCAAUAACAGUGAAAGAGGAGACCACCGCUUAUUUGAAAUUUACAGAAGAGGACACCGCCCCUAAAAGAAUGAUUAUUAAAUACAAGGUGGAUAAUCCUGGCUGGAAGACUUUUCCUGUCAACGUGUCCUUGAGCUUCCCAACCAAACUGCAGUAUAACUUUGAAAUGGAGAAUUAUCAAGUCUUGGUACAACAGAACCAAACUCGAUGUGAGAGCGUUGCUGGAAUGAUUUCGGAACAUUGCUCCCCGGAACAAAGCUGCCAAAGCGUACAGUGUGACUCCUUCAUGCUGAGCAAAGAGGCUUCCACUGAGAUUACGUUGUCCGGAGACAUUCAGUUCAGGGAGCUUGACCAGCGUGCACGGAACAACGCAUUUCUGAAAAGAUACACUGGAGAGAGUGCAGAGGUGACGUUCAGGAGUGCCAUACAUGUUGAGUUCAACCAUCAACGAUAUGUGCUGGCUUCUCAUAAACCACAGAAUAAUGGCCUGGCAAAGGAGGAGAAGGAUGCCUUGUGGAACGACAACGAUCCCACCAAGAAACGGGUUGAGGUUCGAGUUGAGUUCAUCAUUUCUCCUGAUCAACACCUGAUCAUUUCAAGCGGAACUGGACUGGGACUUUUGCUUCUGAUUAUCAUUACCGUCGUCAUGUAUAAGCUUGGGUGCUUCAAGAGAAAAACAGUCCAGUAUUAUCAACAGCAGGAAGAGGUGGCUGCUCUUCAGCCGGAAGCCCCCCCGCAGAACAACGGCCUCGGCAGCCAGUCUGAAGACGGCCCACCUGCGGAGGAAAAAACUCUUCUUGAAGGCGACCAGUCGGCUGACAGAGAGCUGGUGCUGGAUUAAGCUGAACGACGACUGGACUGCAAGAGCAAGAUCAUUAUUGACGUUGCUUCACAAGAUGUUUUAUGCAUGUCAUUAGAUAAGGAAGCAUGACCCCCCCAGUGCACAAAGCCAGGUUCAUACAAGCACGGUUGGACUUCCUGUCAAACCACAGACUGCACCAACAUUAGAGAUGCAAGGUUCUUCUAUCUGUUCUUCUAUCACUUCCCAAACACACUCCACAUUCUUGUAGAACGCUGUAGAAGACAAUGAGCGUGCGUGUACUAUCGUCGUGCACUAAACGUAACCAGUACUUGACAAGGUGUGAAUAAGUUGUUUUGUGUCAAUGUGCACCAAUUACGGUCACGAAUUGCUUGUCAAGUCUAAUUUAUGCUAAAACAGAUCGCAAACCGUGCCCCAACAAGUCUGAAUGCUUUUCAGGUGUGCCAUAAAUACACUGCUCAAAAAAAUGAGAGGAACACUUCAAAAACACAUCAGAUCUAAA